AUACAUCCUUAAGCGCCCGGGGAACCCCACAUAAGCCACACGUGUCCCGCCAGCAACACCUACUGAACCAUUCACCUGCCACAGGUCUUGGUCAGUAUCACCUCCUCUCAAGCAGUCGUCAACACCUUCACCUCUCCUGCAGAAGCAACGAUGAAGCUGUUGCUGCUCUCAGCUCUGUUGUUUGCGAUUGUUGUUGUGGGAACAACUUCUCAGCCCACACUCUACCCUUGGACAGGCUGUCCGGAUCCCAACUCGUUCGGAUGGUUCUGCUUUGCAUACAUUGACCAGUGUUAUUCUGACCUGGACUGUUGGUGGACUGGCAGGGGAAGCAAGUGUUGUCUUGUUGCUGGCUGUGGCAGGUCGUGCAUGUACUAAGGUCAGGAGGAACAAAGGGUACGCUACAGGAGGGGCAGAAGGGCACGCAUUUGGAGCAAGUUGUAAGAGCGUUUUCAUAUUAUCUAUGAAAUGAUUUCAGCCAGUGGAGGCGCUGUGUAACAUUCCCUAAUAAAAUCAGCAUUACACGCGUCCAGAAUAUUUCCAUCCAUCAAGAGUACUUGGAACCUGUUGGGGAACACACUCUAAGAUGCUCCAGCUCAAUUGGACGAGUUGACACCUUGACUCCACAGUUUUACUAGCAACUAUCAAACUCAAGAAGGCACAACUGACAUGAACGUAUCAAGAUAUGCAAAACAACUCACAAAACUUGCAGAAAUCGCACAAUAAAUGGACAACAUCCCACAAUAAAUGAAAAAAGCCCACAAUAAAGGCAGAACAGCGCACCACAUAAGAAAACCUUUUAGUAAUUAGUGGAGUUUUAGUUUGUGUAUCCAAGCCUUUAAUUUUGUAUAAAGAUUAAGCUUGACAUUUUCCUAGUAGUACUAUCACUUACAUUAUAUAUGUAGUAAGAGAACGCUUGACAUUUUCCUAGUGGUAUUAUUACUUGUAUUUUACUUUUAUCAAUGUUAGGCUUG
This is a messenger RNA of Procambarus clarkii (red swamp crayfish), 971 nucleotides long. The record is from RefSeq and is a predicted model, not a curated record. NCBI's taxonomy places the organism in Eukaryota, Metazoa, Arthropoda, Malacostraca, Decapoda, Cambaridae.